Cynoglossus semilaevis (tongue sole) is the source of this 1449-nucleotide messenger RNA. Its product is annotated as guanine nucleotide-binding protein G(q) subunit alpha-like. The record is from RefSeq and is a predicted model, not a curated record. The transcript is spliced from 8 exons. Gene Ontology annotation, cellular component: heterotrimeric G-protein complex; cytoplasm. The coding region runs from base 354 to 1433 and encodes 359 amino acids. Gene Ontology annotation, molecular function: GTPase activity; G-protein beta/gamma-subunit complex binding; guanyl nucleotide binding. Gene Ontology annotation, biological process: adenylate cyclase-modulating G protein-coupled receptor signaling pathway. NCBI's taxonomy places the organism in Eukaryota, Metazoa, Chordata, Actinopteri, Pleuronectiformes, Cynoglossidae.
GUAAUAUAGUGAAAGCCCACACGGUUUCCCAUCAGAGCCCAGCCCUCAGUCACAUGGUUCACUGGGUUUUUCACCCAGAGACUGGAGGCAGGAGAGGAGGACACACGGCAGGAUUGGACCGAGCUAGAGAGGAGAGAGGAGGGGAGGAGGCCAAACUGAGGCAUAAACAUCGGUCUGAUUCAUUUGGAAAGGUUUGACCAAGGUCGUGUCAAAACUGCAGCAACACCAUGUAAAAUCUCCACCAUCUUCAUCCAAACACCAGCACCAACCACCACCACCACCAGCAGCAGCAGCAGCAGCAGAACCACCACCACCACCACCACGCCCGGAGCUCAGCCAGCAGGGCAGGGGGAAUGAUCCUGAGCUCACUGGGAGCCUGCUGCCUCAGCCCGGAGGCCAAAGAGGCUCGAAGGAUCAACGACGAGAUCGAGAGGCACCUCCGCCGGGAUAAGAAGGACUCCCUGCGGGAAUUCAAGCUCCUGCUGCUCGGAACUGGUGAGAGUGGAAAAAGUACUUUUAUCAAGCAGAUGAGGAUCAUCCAUGGCCGUGGAUACUCUGACGAGGACAGGAGAGGCUUCACCAGGCUGGUCUACCAGAACAUCCUCACAGCCAUGCAGACCAUGAUUCAGGCCAUGGCCAUGUUGAAGAUCCCAUACAAAUAUGAACACAACCAGGAAAAUGUUUCUGUUAUCAGCGCAGUGGAUGUGGACAAAGUGACAACAUUUACAACCCCAAUCGUGGACGCCAUCAAGAGUUUGUGGAGUGACUCGGGAAUUCAGGAAUGUUAUAAUCGGAAAAGGGAAUACCAGCUCUCGGACUCAACCAAAUACUAUCUAAAUGACUUUGACCGAAUCGCUGAUGCUGCUUAUCUGCCAACUCAGCAGGACAUCCUGAGGGUCAGGGUGCCCACAACUGGUAUUAUAGAGUACACAUUUGACAUGCAACAUGCAGUCUUCAGGAUGGUAGAUGUGGGAGGCCAGCGUUCUGAGAGGAGGAAGUGGAUUCACUGUUUUGAGAAAGUCACGUCUAUCAUAUUCCUGGUGGCACUCAGCGAGUAUGAUCAGGUGCUCAUCGAGUCGGACAAGGAGAACCGGAUGGAGGAGAGCAUGGCCUUGUUCCAGACAAUCAUAACCUACAAGUGGUUCAAAAAGACCUCCAUCAUCUUGUUUCUCAACAAGUUGGAUUUACUGAAGGAGAAAAUCAUGUAUUCACAUCUGGUCGACUACUUCCCCAAAUAUAAUGGUCCUAAGUGGGAUUACAAGGCGGGGAGAAAAUUCAUCUUAGACAUGUUUGUGAGUCUCAAUCCAAUACUGAAAAAGAUCAUAUACUCCCACUUCACCUGCGCCACAGACACAGACAACAUUCGCUUUGUCUUUCGAGCAGUGAAGGAUUACAUCUUGCACGAAAAUCUUAAAGAUUACAACUUGCUUUAAAGCAAAAAAAAACAAA